Molecule: messenger RNA, 3981 nt
Organism: Brassica napus (rape)
Lineage: Eukaryota; Viridiplantae; Streptophyta; Magnoliopsida; Brassicales; Brassicaceae
Exons: 26
Coding region: 183-3797 (1204 amino acids)
Cellular component (GO): mitochondrial outer membrane
Molecular function (GO): protein binding; ATP binding; ATP hydrolysis activity
Source: RefSeq, a predicted model, not a curated record
CACUCCCCCAAACAUAAUAUGAAAGUCCAUACGCACUUAAUAAAUUCCUUGAUAAAUGGAAGUUGCAGUUCUUAAAAAAAACAUAAGUCAGAGAUCAUAAAACUGACAUUGCAGUGGAAAUCAAAUCACUCCUUCCUUCCGAAAUCUCUCUACGAAGAAGAAAGGAGAUUCGGUUUUAAGACAUGGUGGAGACGAGGCGUAGUAGCUCUUCCGCUUCAAAGCAGCUCUCUCCUCCUCCUCCUGAAACUCCAUCAUCACAUUCACGGCCUACCAAACGAUCCAAGGCGGUUUCGAAGUCUGGAGAACCGGAGCUUAGAGCUUCUCAUCCGAAGACUAGUGAUGCGGAAAGGCCCAUGGAGAAUUGUUGUGAUACACACAUUAUUAAUCCGCAAGUCCAAGUCUUGUCUGAAGCUGACAAGUCGAAAAGGGGGAAGAAGCGGUCUAAGGCUUCUCCUUGGGCGAAGCUUCUUUCUCAGUAUCCACAGAACCCUCAUCGAGUCAUGAGAGGCGCUGUGUUUACUGUUGGACGAAGAGGAUGCGAUUUAUCUAUCAAAGAUCAAUCCAUCCCCAGUGUUCUUUGUGAACUGAGGCACUCUGAGCACGGAGAACCUUCAGUUGCCUCGCUGGAGAUAGUAGGGAAUGGAGUUCUUGUUCAGGUCAAUGGCAAGAUUUACCAAAGGAGGGCUUGCGUUCAUCUGCGGGGAGGCGACGAGGUUGUCUUCAGCACUCUCGGGAAACAUGCUUAUAUUAUUCAGUCUCUUAAAGAUGAAAAUCUAGCUCCACCACCAGAUAGAGCUUCUUCAUUUAGCAUCUUUGGAGAACAGAGUGCGCCUCUGAAAGGGCUUCAUGUUGAGACAAGAGCAGCAGGAGAGUCUUUAUCUGAUGAGAAGGCCUCUGUAUUGGCGGCUUUAAAACAGCUACAUGUCCCUUUUCUACCACCUACUGCUGAAAAUGUCAAAAGUCAGCAAAAUUCAAGGGCUCCUGUCCUACCUUCUAGCUCCGAUGAUUGUAUUCCUGAUGUUGAUAGCGACAAUGACGCUGAUAGCUACAAUGACGCUGAUAGCGACGAUGACCAGAACGCUGAUGCAAAUGAAAUGGAUUCUUUUCAAGAAGCUGAAGAAGGUAGAAGUAUUCCUGAUUCUGGUUAUGAAACUAGACCAAUUUUUGGCCUACUCAGGGAUCCUUCGAAAUUUGAUUCAAGGGGUAGCAUUUCCAAAUUACCGGUGGAUGAUCGAAGGGAAGUGAAGGAAAUGCCUAAAGAAUGUGACAGUUCAUCAGCCUCGGUAUCAACUAGACGUCAAGCGCAUAAAGAUUGUCUGCGAGCAGGAGUACUCAAUCCUCAGGAGAUAGAAGAUUCUUUCGAGAACUUCCCAUAUUACUUAAGUGGCACAACAAAGGAUGUUUUGAUAACUUCAACAUAUGUUCAUAUGAAUUGUGGAAGCAAGUUUGGUAAGUAUGCAGCAGAUCUGUCGACAGUGUGCCCCCGUAUCUUGCUCUCUGGACCAGCUGGCUCUGAGAUAUAUCAGGAAAUGUUAGCAAAAUCUCUUGCUAAGAAGUGUGGGGCCAAAUUGAUGAUUGUUGACACACUCUUAUUACCUGGGGGAUCAACAGCCAAGGAAGCAGAUUCUACCAUAGAAAGUUCUAGGCGUGAAAGAUUUUCCGUGCUUGCUAAACGAGCCGUACAGGCUGCACAUGUUACGGUUUUGAAGCAUAAGAAACCUACUCCAAGUGUUGUGGCUGAUAUAACAGGUGGAUCAACAUUGAGUUCUCAGCCUGUUCUGAGGCAAGAAGUGUCAACUGCAUCCUCUAAAAGUUACACCUUCAAAACUGGUGACCGAGUGAAGUUUGUAGGCUCUUCAAUUUCUUCGCUUCCUUCUUUCCAUUCUCCACUUAGAUAUUGUUUGGGACCGGUAUUAGGUUUCCACGGAAAAGUAGUACUUGCAUUUGAAGACAAUGCAUCUUCAAAAAUCGGGGUUAGAUUUGAUAAGCCGAUAGCAGAUGGCAAUGAUCUUGGUGGCCUAUGUGAAAAAGACCGUGGUUUCUUUUGUGCUGCGAGUUCACUUCGGUUAGAUAGCUAUUCUAGUAACGAUGUUGAUAAACUUGCCAUCAAUGAAAUCUUUGAGGUGGCUUCUAAUGAAAGUGAAAACGGAUCAUUGAUACUGUUCCUGAAAGACAUUGAAAAAUCAGUGUCGGGGAGAAUUGAUGUGUAUGCCACUUUGAAGAGCAAGCUGGAGAAUUUACCGGAGAAGAUUGUUGUCAUAGCCUCACAAACCCAAUUAGACAGCCGAAAGGAGAAAUCCCACCCUGGAGGUUUCUUAUUCACAAAGCUUGGCAGCAACCAGACAGCAUUGCUGGAUCUUGCAUUUCCGGAGAACUUUGGUGGUAGACUGCAAGAUAGGAACAAAGAAAUGUCUAAACCAGUGAAACAAAUCACUAAACUAUUUCCUAACAAAGUUACCAUCCAGUUACCCGAGGACGAAGCUUUCCUAUUGGACUGGAAGGAGAAACUCGAACGUGAUGCAGAGAUCCUGAAGGCUCAAGCUAAUAUUGCCAUCAUUCGUGCGGUCCUUAGCAAAAACCGUCUGGAAUGCCCUGCCCUCGAAACCUUGUGCAUCAAAGAUCAGUCCCUUCCGCUCGAUAGAGUGGAGAAAGUGGUUGGCUGGGCUUUCAGUUUCCAUCUUAUGAGCUGCUCAGAACCGACGAUCAAAGACAACAAGCUUAUCAUCUCUGUCGAAAGCAUCACAUAUGGCCUGCAGGUGUUGCAUGGGAUUCAAAACGAAAACAAGAGCACAAAGAAAUCUCUCAAAGAUGUUGUUACUGAGAAUGAAUUCGAGAAAAAACUCCUAUCAGACGUCAUUCCUCCAAGUGAUAUCGGUGUUUCGUUUGAUGAUAUUGGGGCUUUGGAAAAUGUGAAAGACACCUUGAAGGAGUUGGUGAUGCUUCCUCUUCAAAGACCUGAGUUGUUUGGCAAAGGCCAGCUUACAAAGCCUACAAAGGGUAUACUGUUGUUUGGACCGCCUGGUACAGGGAAGACGAUGCUGGCAAAGGCAGUUGCAACAGAGGCUGGUGCAAACUUCAUCAAUAUUUCAAUGUCCAGCAUCACUUCAAAGUGGUUUGGUGAGGGAGAGAAGUAUGUGAAGGCUGUUUUCUCUUUAGCAAGUAAGAUAGCUCCAAGCGUUAUUUUUGUUGAUGAGGUUGAUAGCAUGUUGGGAAGAAGGGAGAAUCCAGGGGAACAUGAAGCUAUGCGUAAGAUGAAGAACGAGUUCAUGAUAAACUGGGACGGCUUACGCACAAAGGAUAAAGAAAGAGUGUUAGUACUAGCUGCUACAAACAGACCAUUCGACCUUGACGAAGCAGUGAUUAGAAGGCUUCCGCGAAGGUUGAUGGUUAAUCUCCCGGAUUCAGCAAACAGAUCAAAGAUCUUGAGCGUAAUCUUGGCGAAAGAAGAGAUGGCAGAGGACGUAGAUAUAGAAGCUAUAGCAAAUAUGACAGAUGGGUACUCAGGAAGUGACUUAAAGAAUCUUUGCGUGACCGCAGCGCAUCUUCCUAUCCGAGAGAUAUUGGAAAAAGAAAAGAAGGAGAGAAGUGUGGCUCAAGCUGAAAACCGACCAAUGCCACUAUUAUAUAAUAGCAAAGACAUUAGACCAUUGAACAUGAAUGAUUUCAAGACCGCACAUGAACAGGUAUGCGCGAGUGUGUCGACUGAUUCAUCGAACAUGAACGAGCUUCAGCAAUGGAACGAGCUGUAUGGAGAAGGAGGGUCAAGGAAGAAGACAUCACUGAGCUACUUCUUGUAAAGAUAAACAGAGAGGUUGUGUAUUUUAUUUUUCCUUGAUAUAGAAAAUCUCUCUUUGAUAGUUCAAUUUAUAUAAGAUUUAUGUACAGAGAGAGAUAACAAUUGAUGUACAAUCUAUUUGUAGAUUUUUAUGUUCUCCGAAAGUUUAGUAUUUUACUGCCAAUUUUAUUUAAUUUUGGUACCAA